AUGUCUAUACGUGUCGUCUACGAUACUCCUAUGCUAGUGCCGAGAGACGAGGUGGUUCCGGCAUUAGUCAUCAACCCCCACAAUCCACCACCAUGGCUACAGAACAGUACAGCGCAACCGCAAAUUAUUUACGUCCAACAGCAGCAAAACUACAUUCAACAACAGCCGCAACAACAAAACUAUGUACAACAAUUAGAUCAAAAUCAAAUCUAUCUACAACAAUACGCGUAUCAAAACCCCCAGAUGUUUCUGCAGAACUACGACCAAAUGAGACAAAUACAAAUCAUACCGAACGUGGUGCAAAUACCGAAUCCCGAUCCAAACGAUCCAAAUAGGAUGUUAACACAAACGUUUGUCCAAACUCAACCAAACAUUAUACAGAACACUGUGCCAUUGCAAAAUCAAGUCCCAAUGCCAGUAGUUCCUACACAAAGCCAAGUUGUUCCAGACAAAAUAGAUCCAAAUUUACAAAAAGUAAAGGAUAACAGAGUGCAAAACGUUCAAGUUAAUCAACCAACGCAAGAAAUACAGUACCAACAGUCACCCAACAACAUCCAAUAUGUACCAAGGCCAAUCCAACAGUUGAGGCCAAGGAUGGCUCGUCCACAGAUGUCACAAAGUCCUCAACAACAACGGCCAGCAGUAAGAAAUGUUAGACCACAAAGAUUUGCAUAUAGACCAAUUCAACCUAGACUUAGAUAUCAAGUGCCAAACGUUUCAGUGCAAAAGAGAUUCGUUCAAUCGAGCACGACGCCAAAUGUAAUAAACGUGUCAAAUAUUGUUGGGUCACCUUCACUAAAUAGCCCGACCACUGGUUCUAUACCUGCCAAUGUUGGAAGAGUACCGACUGGCAACGUGGGACCAAAUCCAAUGACUAUCGUUGCUAAUCCUAUAAACACGAAUAAUGUAGGAACCGUACCUGCAAACAAUAACAUUAACGUACAACCUCCUAAUGCUAAUAUUUUGGCACCGACUGUUGGAAAUACAAUCGCAAAUAAUCUUACAAACACAAAACUAUUCGGAGUACAAUCUACAAAUACUACUAAUUCUACUUCAGUGCCGGCAAACAUACAUGUCGCCUCUGCACCUACAACUACUAACUUAGUUAAUAUUAUUCCACCUAAUUUGCAGCAGUUAACGAAUAAUGUCAAUGUUGUUCCAAUUAAUAACGUCUUAGGCCCGAUGAUUCCAAAUUCACUUACUUCUAUGACUUCUAUAUCACCAAUAGAAAAUAAGGUGAAUAGAAAACGAAAAAGUGAAUCGCCUGAUGAAAUACAAAACAAAUUAAAUGUUUUAGCAAUAAACAAUAAUCCUGUCCUGGUGAGCCACUUAAGUACGGUCAAUAAUGUGACAGACAAUUGUAAUAACGAUAGUAAAAUUAAUGAUAAGUCAGUGAGUAAUGAAGUACAAAAAGAAGACUUAGAAAGUUAUAAAACUAAUUCAACGCACGGUCUAGUGAAUCAAAUUAAUUUAGCACAAAGUCAACUCAAAGAGAAACUUGUUAGAAAUACGGUUUUUACACAAGCAAGAGGCAGAAUAUUGAAUGUUAAAAAUGAAAUUAAAGAAGAAACGACAUCUAUGGAAAUACAAACUGAACUCGUCGAACCAAAAGUAAACGAACCAACAAAAAUGGUAGAAGUCGUUAAAACUGAAGAUAAAAAAGAAGCACUAAAUAGUCUCAUAGAAGAAGAAAACGAUAAAAAUAUAAGGAAAGUAAAUAAAGGAAUUAACAAAAGCGAUGUAAACGAUGAGAUGAAAUUGACUGACAAAGAUUUUGUUUUAACGCAUGUUCUCGAUGGAUUUGUGAUUCAGGAGUCCAACAUUGCUUUUCCAAUUAGAAAACCUACUAUUGAACGAACCAUCCGACUCAGUUCAGAAGCACCAGAGCUAAAUCCACUCGAAGAGAAAGAUUUGGAAGAUGAAAUUCCAUCUAUCGCUAUAGUAGUUAAAGACAGAGUUUUGCCAAAAGAGAAAAACACUGACAAAGGAACUAAAAGUACAAACACAGGAUAUAUGGAAACUAGAUCUAAAGAAAACACAAAAAUUGCAAAAAGCGCUGUUGUAAACGAAGGGACAGGUAAUAACAAUAGUAGCAAAAAGGUUAAAGAAAAUAAUACAAGAACCAAAUCCAAGAAUUCUAGAAGAGUUAAGUUAAGCGAAAGGGCUGAUACAGAAACAAAGCCUACAGAAGUUGCUAGUACUUCGUUUAGAGAAGACAUUAGUACGAAUAAAUCAGAAAAUUCAGCUGUAGAGGAAAGCAGUCCUAGUACCCAGGAGAGUGCUAAUGGAAUCGAAAAAGACUUCCUGAAUCCUUUCGCAAACCUGAAACCUUCGGAUGUCAAGACAUGGCCGAUGUCACAGUUAGUGAAACAUCUAUCAGACCACGGUUGGAAGGAAACUUCUGGAGCCUUAUUUGAACAUGAGAUAGAUGGAGAAUCAUUACAAUUAGUAUCGAAAUCUCAAUUAAUGACAAUUGGAGUUAAAGAAGAACACGCCGAAGUUAUAAUGGAGUUUAUGAACAGUUAA
Molecule: messenger RNA, 2526 nt
Organism: Leptosia nina
Lineage: Eukaryota; Metazoa; Arthropoda; Insecta; Lepidoptera; Pieridae
Source: the annotation of a GenBank genome assembly